CCCUGUUUGUUUUGAUUCGUUGUUCUGAGUCUUCCGCGCCAAAUAUCUCUCUCACCUCUUCAAUAUCAACAUCAAGUCUUCCAUUCACUUUUGACAUUGUGAUCUUUCUCCCUUCAUGGACUUGUUCGACGACGAUGAGCUGUUGGCUCAAAUGCACCAGGGUAACUUCAUGGCCGAGGACGAUAUGGAUGACCCGGAUAAUGAAGAGGAUUUGGCUCAUCUCCGGGAAAUGGAGAGCCACGAACGGAAAUUUAAACGCGCUCUGCGAUAUCCCGAUCCGGGAAACGAAGACCAACCGCAUGAGCCAGAGCAUAGUUCUGAAGUCUCAGAACUCCAACGACUGGAUAGUCAGGUAUUACUGAGGCACAUCAGAUCUAAAAGAGCACGUGGGGAAGGUGAUACGAGUUACGACAAUGACGAUCAAGGCAACAACACUUCCUUGCCAUUGGUUGAUCUGCCUGAGGAUUUCGAGAAUCUAGAUGAACUCCCCGCGGCCAAAAUCAAAAGCAGUGGACCCCUACCCCGGGAUCCAACUCAAAGUCCUCUUCCUAAGCGUCAGAAAGUCUUGUCCGAUAUCACGAAUUCCAUAGCCGCCGCCAUGGCGCCCAAUACCGAAGAAAAGCUCACUUCGCGUCUGAUUCAUAAACGCGUGCCCGAUGGGGACUUUCAAUCCGUUACUUUGGCCACGGGUGAACGGUACUAUUUAUCAGUGACGCAAUCCACGACGUCGUUGGUGAAGAACCAGGUCCAAUUUGGCGAGUUGUGCGGGGUGCCAUAUGCCGAUCUGAAGGAACAGGCUUUUAUGGAGCAAGCCAAAUUAACCCCGGAGCUCCAGGAUCAGCUUCGAUUGAGUCACACCGACACCAACGACUCCGGUUGCGAGUCUAUGGAUGAGGAGGGCUCACGCAAAUGCCUUUGGGUAGAGAAAUUCAAGCCCAAAUCAUAUUUGGAACUCCUGUCGGACGAUGGAACCAAUCGGAUUCUGUUAAAGUGGCUCAAACUUUGGGAUCAGGUGGUGUUUGGCAAAGUGAAACCGGUGAAGGUCCGAAAGCCGAAAGAGAACGACCAAAACGAUAAGUUCGGGAAAUGGAAGAAAUUCUCUAACGUUCCCGAGGUCCAAGAAGAGUUGGACGAACAUCAUCGACCGGGGCAAAAAGUGGCUUUACUUCAUGGUCCUCCAGGGCUCGGGAAAACCACUUUAGCUCAUGUGAUUGCUCGUCAUGCCGGGUACAACGUGGUCGAGAUGAAUGCAUCCGAUGAUCGAGCCCUUCAGACAUUCCGAGCCAAAUUGGAAGCGGCCACGCAAAUGAAAUCUGUAAGUGCCAAGGAUCGCCGACCCAAUUGCUUGAUCAUCGACGAGAUCGAUGGAUCACCCGUUCAGACCAUCAACCAUUUGGUUACUUUGAUAUGCGGGAAACAAACCAAGAAAGGAAGCAAACAAGGCGAGGUCUUGAAACGACCCAUCAUUUGCAUCUGUAACGACCUUUAUGUGCCCGCACUUCGUCCUUUGAAGCAACACUGUCUCAUUGUUCCAUUCCCACCCACUUUAUCCGGUCGCUUGUCCCAAAGGCUCUUGGAAAUUUCCCGGAAAGAGAAUCUCUUGACCGACACCACAGCUUUGAAUGCUCUCUGUGAGAAAACUGAGAACGAUAUCCGAUCCUGUCUGUCCACCCUGCAGUUCUUCAAAUCCAAAGGAAAACCUCUCCGGACCAUGGAUGUCCAGCAAGCUAAUGUGGGUCAAAAGGACUCUCAAAAGAGCCAUUUCUCUGUGUGGAACGAGCUUUUCCAACUCCCUCGAGGCCAUAAGAGAACGACCAAGCGAGUGCGGUCUGAGCUCGUCCAGAUCGAGGAGAGUCGAGCGUCUUUGCCGCUUCGAUUUAGUAACAUGUUCCAUUUGGCUUCCUCUUGUGGUGACUACGAUAAACUCAUGCAGGGCGUGUUUGAAAACUACUUGCAAGUCAAAUUUAAGGACUCUCAACUCGAAAAUGUGAUAGCUGGUCACGAAUGGUUCUGUUUCUUCGACUUGACCCAGGAGAUGAUUGGCCAUUCACAAGUGUACGCGCUCAUGGGAUACCAGCCGUUCGCCUUUGUGGCCUCGCAUCUGUUGUUCGGCUCUCUACAUAAAACCCGCAUCAUGUAUCCUUACACACCCUCCGAGAAAAAUAAUGCCCUCAACAAGACCAAGAAUCUCAUUUCUUCCAUGAUCAGUGACAUGGCUCCCAUGGCUCGAGCAUUCGCCUCUACUAGUGCCAUCGUAUUUGAUACCCUGCCCAUGCUCUUGGAGAUUAUGCAGCCUGUUUUGAGACCGGUGAAUACCCAGCUUUACUCUCCACGUGAAAAGCAAGAGCUUAAGAAUCUGGUCCAAACCAUGAUCGCGUACAACCUGCAAUAUGUUCAACAACUCGGUGCUGACGGCCAAUAUGAGUACAGAUUGGACCCGAGCGUCGACGAGGUCUCUCAUUUCCCCGGCAUCCCACACCGCUCGAGUCUCACCUACUCUUUGAAGCAAGUGAUCGCCCAUGAGAUCCAAUUGGAAAAGAUGCGUGCCGACGAAAUCCGAGGCGCGAGUUCGAGUGCUCAAUCUACUGUCUCGGUCUCAUCAACAGCGUCGUCAGCGUCUAUGCAGGGCCACAACAUGGGAGAAAGCAGGUCGAAGAAUGAGAGUCGAGUUAGUGAGGAUCAGACAGGAGGCCCAAGAACAUCAACAAAACUAGAGGCCUCCUCUUCUUCUUCUUCUUCUUCUUCUUCUUCCACCACGCCCAAUCAUCUGCAGAAGCUGAAAGCCAAAGAAAUCGACGUGGUCGAGCACAAUCCCGUGGAUUUCUUUGGCCGGAAGAUCGAGGGCCAAAAGGCCGACCGUGAUCGACAUGACUGUUAUAACAACGAGAUUGUGAGUAGUGACAUCUGGUUCAAAUUCAAGGAAGGAUAUAACAACGCCGUUCGAAAAAACGUGAGAAUCACGGACCUGCUCUGAUACUAGAUACAAAUCAUAGCGUGGCUAUGGAAAUCGAAACUAUAUCUCUGCUGGACUCGUCCUCAAACGGCGAUACUUCAAAAAAAUUGCCGGACCCGUCUGAGCCCAUCAAAGAAUUUGAGGACAUCUUGAAUUACGUUGGAGGAUGGGGUCGUUAUCAAUACCUGCUUCUCGUCACAUUCUUCCCAUUCACGCUCUUUCUGUCUUAUGUGGCCUAUUCACCGAUUCUAUUUCUUUACGUACCCGAUCACUGGUGUCAUAUAGACAAUAUCACCUCGGAAUUGGAGCCCUUGGCAUUUCCUAUUACCUCAGAUGGAACACGAAGCCAAUGUGAAAUGUACGAUGUCGAUCAUCAAGAGAUGUUCUCCAUGGGAUAUCGAAGUUCCAACUCUUCUUGGCCGAUCGUGCCUUGCUCACAAGGACACGAUUACAACUUUACGGGAUUUUUUCAUUCACCCUCACAGAUGUGAGGCAACUUUCAUUUCGUAUAUACUUCACAUGCCUCAAUUCA
Messenger RNA from Tigriopus californicus, 3485 nucleotides. RefSeq names its product chromosome transmission fidelity protein 18 homolog (gene cutlet). Bases 116 to 2974 code for a protein of 952 amino acids. Gene Ontology annotation, molecular function: ATP binding; ATP hydrolysis activity. The transcript is spliced from 10 exons. Lineage: Eukaryota; Metazoa; Arthropoda; Copepoda; Harpacticoida; Harpacticidae. The record is from RefSeq and is a predicted model, not a curated record.